UGGACAUUCAAUCUAUUAAUAAUAAUGUUACAAGACGUAGAACCAAAUUUCCUGAAAAAAAUGGCGAUUGGAUUUGUAUGUUCUGUGAAUAUCGGCUGUAUUAUGAUGAGAGGCGCACACGGAGGCGCCCAAAAGUUAACACUGUAAAUGCUAAUGGAGGCGAUGGGGGCAAUAAUAAUGCAGGUGAAGGAAGAAAUGGGCCAGACAAAGCUCUUGCGACUUAA
This is a messenger RNA of Dentiscutata heterogama, 224 nucleotides long. The record is from the annotation of a GenBank genome assembly. Lineage: Eukaryota; Fungi; Glomeromycota; Glomeromycetes; Diversisporales; Gigasporaceae.